Messenger RNA from Diprion similis, 2368 nucleotides. RefSeq names its product venom carboxylesterase-6-like. The record is from RefSeq and is a predicted model, not a curated record. The transcript has 9 exons. NCBI's taxonomy places the organism in Eukaryota, Metazoa, Arthropoda, Insecta, Hymenoptera, Diprionidae. Bases 61 to 1737 code for a protein of 558 amino acids.
CUCAUACUGUACCAACGUUGAACAACUUUUUACGACGAGGAGCUCGCAGCUUGUGACGAGAUGAAAUUUUCCGUCAUCGCAACGUUCUUGCUCGGACACUGCAUCUGCAGUUCGCAGGGCGAGACGGAGACAUACCCGACGGUGACGACGCCUUUGGGAACCAUCGAGGGUUACUACGAUACUUCAUCCGGAAACCGUACUUUCGAGGCCUACACAGGGAUCCCUUACGCCGAACCCCCGGUCGGAGAUUUGAGAUUUGAGACCGCCAAGGCGAUUUCCGCAUGGUCGGGAGUCCUUUCGGCGAAAAGCUACGGAUCUCCGUGUGUGCAGCCGAGCGCGAUCCACGUCAGCUGGAUGGAUGAGACGCCGACUGGUGCCGAGGAUUGUCUUUACCUCAACGUUUACACCCCGGGUGCGAAUUUCUCGGCAUAUCUACUACCGGUUAUAUUCUUCAUCCACGGAGGAGGUUUCCAAUUCGGUUCGGCCGACGUGUACGGUCCUCAUUACUUGCUCAACAGGGACGUGGUGAUGGUCACCCCCAACUACAGACUCGGAGCGUUUGGUUUUCUAAGUACGGAGGACGCGACGGUUCCCGGGAAUAUGGGUCUGAAGGAUCAAGUGGUCGCGUUGCAAUGGGUCAAGGACAACAUCGAGUACUUUGGCGGAAACCCGGAGAACGUCAUGCUUGUGGGGCAGAGCGCGGGGGCUGUGAGCGUUCAUUAUCACUACCUGUCCAAACUCACGUCAGGCCUGUUCCAAAGAGGAAUGUCGAUUACCGGGACCGCACUGUUUCCAUGGGCUCAGACUGAAGCUUCUCUGGAAAAGGCUAAGGCCCUUGCCGUUUCGUUAGGAUGUCCGUCUGUCGACGUUGAAACCAUGGUUAAAUGUUUAAAGAACCAAACAGCGGACGAUAUCGCUGUGGCCACCCGGGCAUUCACGCCGUGGCUCGGAAGUCCGAUGACUCCGUUCGGACCGGUCGUGGAAAAGGAAGGCUCCUCCAACUUCACAUUCAUCGAUCGAACUCCCAUUGAAAUAAUCAAAUCUGGAGAUGUACAGGAUUUACCGUGGAUUACGAGCGGUGUUUCAGAGGACGCAUUAUAUCCAGCUUCUUUGUUCAUCGCUAAUGCUACGGACCUCGAUUACUUGAAUGAAAAUUGGAACACAAUCGCACCCUCUCUGUUGGAUUUCAACUAUACCAUUCCAGUCAGCAAUCAUUCGACCGUCAGUGAAUUGAUAAAAGAGCAUUAUUUGGGAGGAAGUAAAAUCGGCAACUCAACAAUUCAAGAAUUCAUCCACAUGUUGACCGAUCGUUUGUACCUCUUCGAUAGCCAAAAAGCCGCGAUUCUACAAGCAGAGGCAAACGAGAAUCCCGUGUAUUACUAUUACUUCAACUACAGAGGAGCGCACAGCGUUAGCGAAUAUUUCAGCAACGGAGUUACCACAAAUUGGGGAGUGGCUCACGGGGACGAUAUGUGCUACGCAGUAGAUUCGUUCUUCGACGCAACGACGACGGAGAGUGACACAGCGAUGCAAAAAGUAAUAAUAGAUCUCUGGGUAUCGUAUGCGACAAACUGCACGAUUGACGUGGGCGUCGAAUGGAAUCCCUUGAACGGAACCAGCAGCAGUUUGAAUUACCUAAGAAUCGCAGGACCAGAAGAACUUUACAUGGAAACCGACUCAAACUUCAGACAAAAGGAUUUCUGGUCCACCAUCAAUUUUGAGGAAAAUAUUUCAUAAGUAGCUACGAAUCGUGCCCACGACGUAAGGAAUGUUUCCGUUAUCACGUAGAGUUUCAAUAGAAAUUUGCUUUACCAUAGCCGUGCAAAUUGAAUUUACAGCUUCAUUGGAGACGGUCAAGUACAGAAACCCUGUCCUUAAACUCUCCUAUGCAGGAACGGGAAAGUUUCAUUGUUGACGACUUCGGGAAUUCAUAUCGACACACUCAAAAACAAAUAUCUAUUAUUACGCAAAUAUACUGCACAAUCUGUGAGCAUAGAUACGGCAGCAGGACGCAGCCUGAUUCCAUCGUUGUCAAGGUUUUCUGCCGUUUUCCUCACUCUCGCACAAAUACCAACAUUAUGUAAAAGUUUGAAUUGUACAAAACUUACACAGAAAUACAUGCAUAUACGCAAAAACUACCCAUUCCCUUAAUCAGACAUAAUAAUAAAUAAGAAACUAUGCAUUCAUAUGCAUACCUACACAUAGAUUUGAUUGCAAUUAUCUGUGAAGAAAAAAAUUAUAACGCGUAUUUCCAGAAAUAACAGUAAUGCACAGAAUUAUCGAUCUACCGCAGGCGAAGUACGCGUGAUAUUCGUAAUACGAUUCAAUAGUAUUUUACGUUGUAUUUUCCCGGUACCGGUCUUGGGAA